UGACUUCAAAUAUGGGGAUGGGGAAUGUACUUCUCCUAUCACAAGUUAUUGCGUUUUUAGUGUCAUUUCUUGGUUCUUUUUUUAUUUUUAUUCCGGUGUCAAUAAACUUGCAGGAAUUUGAUGGAAAUUGUUUACUUGGAGCAAAGGGGACUUGGAACUACAGUUCAGAUGUAAAGAGUGUGAUUCUUAUGAACAUCGAAUGGGGUCUCUACAGUGACUGUGGAUUUUCUGUAUUCGUUGGCGUUAUUAUUAUGAUAAUCUCAGUGUUUUACAUCAUAUGGCAAUCAGUUUAUUUGUUCAAAAACACUGACAGUUCCUGGUUGGAUGCCUUUGUGACCUGUAUUGUGUGUAUCACUGUGUGCCUGCUGCUGUUUAUCUGUGCCCUGGUUCUCAGUGUGGGCUACAAUACAUGGUGCCACACCUUAACAGGAAGAAAAUCUCCUUAUCUAAAAUGUGAAGAUACAGAGAUGAAUGUAUUUAUCACCGAUUCAAACAUUUACACAAAGAAUAUGUUUGCAGAAUUCAACAUGGCACAG
Molecule: messenger RNA, 536 nt
Organism: Saccostrea cuccullata (small rock oyster)
Lineage: Eukaryota; Metazoa; Mollusca; Bivalvia; Ostreida; Ostreidae
Product: transmembrane protein 179-like
Exons: 3
Source: RefSeq, a predicted model, not a curated record